Messenger RNA from Paramuricea clavata, 1221 nucleotides. Lineage: Eukaryota; Metazoa; Cnidaria; Anthozoa; Malacalcyonacea; Plexauridae. The record is from the annotation of a GenBank genome assembly.
AUGAAGCAUAUUGAUGAUUGUUUCAUGGGUUUGACAGCAGCAGUGUUUCAUCGAGAAAGAAAAGAUUUCUGUAGUUAUACCGUGCUUAACGGAGUGAAUCAUUAUUAUUCUCGCCGAAGUCAAACUUUUGGUAUCAUACAAUCAAACCUGCAUCUGUUGAUACAAACAUGUUGCAAGGAAUUUAGUGAUAUUUUUGGCAAGGUCGGAAAUGAAUCGUUGAUACAAAAAGAACAGUUUUUGUUCUUGACUAACACCAUUUUAGAAUCAAGACGCUUCGAGAAUCAUGACCGAAUUUGCAUAUCUGAAGUGCUUCAAGCUUCUAAGGAAGUCUCCAUUGUGCCCUAUUUUAAUAACAACAAUAACAGUGUUUGUUCUGUAUCAAGCCUUUUAACGGGAAGACAAUGGUGCAAAUUGCCCUCAAUUAACUUUAAAGUCUCUAAGUCGAAAUAUGUGAAAUCGAGGGUUACAUAUUAUUCUAACAGCGUUGCCAGCUAUCAAUUGAUUUUGAUUGCCGGUGAUGUCCAUCCUCAGCCUGGUCCCUCCGCAGCCGAGAAAACAAGGGUAAAACAAACAACCGUCAAGUGUCCACAAUGUGAGAAAACCGUUAAACGCAAUCACAAACGUGUAGAAUGUGAUAAAUGUUUUGACUUAUUUCAUAUCCGCUGCGUGUAUAGUAACUCCUGGUUUAUCAAAAACACCGGAGCUCAUCACCCGCGUAGUUAGACAUGUCCAGAGUGCACAUUAUCUGAGUUACCUUUCUUCAAUAUUAAGGACUUGGAAAUACUAGAAAGAAAAGGGAACGAACAGAUAAACUCAACUCUAGAUUCCGAAUUAGAAACGUUAGAUUUUAUUGCUGAAGCUUUGCGGAACCACCCCAAACAUCUCAGUAUUAUGCACCUAAACACGCAAAGUAUGGUUUCCUCAUUCAAUGAAUUUCAAACUCUUGUUAGUGAUUAUCCUGUGGAUAUUAUCACUAUGAGCGAAACCUGGCAUAAAGAAAAUCCCGCGCUAUUAGAUUAUGUCACGCUUUCUGGAUAUACGGCUAUUUUCAACAGUCAUGACACGAUUCGCGGCGGCGGAGUGGGUGCAUAUAUUAGUAAUUCUAUCAAUUUCAAGCGCAGGAAAGAUAUCGAAAAUCUACAAACUGACUUUGAACAUUUGUGGUUGGAAAUCCCUGGGCGGAACAAACAUAGUAAGGCCCUAAUUGGGAGUGAUUUAUAG